This is a messenger RNA of Salvelinus sp. IW2-2015, 1821 nucleotides long. Its product is annotated as nidogen-1-like. Lineage: Eukaryota; Metazoa; Chordata; Actinopteri; Salmoniformes; Salmonidae. The record is from RefSeq and is a predicted model, not a curated record. Gene Ontology annotation, biological process: cell-matrix adhesion.
UAUGUGUUUGUUUUACAUUUCAGAUCAACACCAAUGGGUUCGUUGCCAUGGCAGAGCCCAGUGCUGAGUCCACAUACCUUGGUAAGAUGCCCGCCGGGUUCGGCAUGAUCGCGGCCCUGCACGGCGACCUGGAUACUGGUGACGGCGUGGGUAAGGUGUACUAUCGUCAGGACUCCAGCCCAGCCACCCUGCGGCAGGCUGCAGAGCAGAUCAACAGGGCUUUUCCAGAGGACGAUGAGGUGGAGCCGGAACACACGGUGGUCGUCACCUGGGUAGAUGUGGCUUCCAGUCAACACCAUGACCACAGCAGAGGAGACGGACUGGAGAAACAGAGGAAUAGCUUCCAGCUGGUGAUCGCGUCAGCUGAGACCACCUCCUACGCCAUCCUGCUCUACCCCAGGAAGGGCAUGCAGUUUGCCUCCACAGCUGUAGGAGGCAGUAGUCAGGCCAUGCAGGCGGGCUUCAGUCAAGGGCUGGUUAACUACCUGGUGUUCAGCACCCGACAGGGACCGUACUACCGCAUCACCACCGAGAGGGAGACCUCUGUCAGGGCGCUAGCAGAGGAGACCAACUCAGGUAAGCGAGGCGUGUGGGUGUACGAGAUUGGGACUUCCCCUUACUUCACCAGCGUGGCCCCAGGAGAGGUGACAGACCUGCCCCCAGACACAGGCCUGGAGUCAAGGGUCUCGGAGGAGGCUACCUCAAAGAGGUAUCCUGCAGGAGGGCAGCGGGUGACGUAUUCUCCCUACGAACCGGAGGAGGAGGUGUACCGCAAGGAGCAGCCUCACCAGGGACCUCACCACGGGGGCCAGUUCACAGUCCACACGGUCCAGUACCAGCCUCAGGUGGUGGUAGUAGAUGAUGGAGACAUCAACGUGGAUGUGUUCUCCUACAACUCUGAGACAUGUGCCAACAACAGAAACAAGUGUUCCACCUUCGCCGACUGUAAAGAUUACGCCAGCGGUUACUGUUGUCACUGCCGGCCCGGCUACUACGGCAACGGAAUACAGUGCGUGUCAGAGGGUAAGCCCCAGAGGAUGAACGGCAAGGUGAACGGCAGGGUGUACGUGGGCAACUCUCCGUCUCCCGUCGAGUUCAACAGCAACGACCUGCACUCGUACGUGGUAGCCAAUGACGGCCGAGCAUACGUGGCCAUCAGCACCAUCCCUGCCAGGCUAGGCCCCUCCCUCCUGCCUCUGUCAGCCCUGGGAGCAGUCAUCGGAUGGGCCUUUGCCCUGGAGCAGCCUGGAUACAAGAACGGAUUCAGCAUCAUCGGUGAAACCAAGUCUACCUUGACGAAUUGUCCUAGAAUUUUUGUGCUCUUGAUUAAUAAGCUAACACAGUGGUUUUCAAACCUCUCCUCGAGGGAUCCCCCAGACAUUAUCGUGGACUGGUUCUGCAUAUCUUCCUCUGAUGCUGGUGGUUCUCCUCUCUGUACGGUGAUCACGUCUUCCUCUAUCAAGGGACACACUGUGAGUCUGGAUGAUGGCUCUCUUGAGACAGACGUACCAGUGGAGGCAGACCAUCACCUUCCAGAGCUGUCACAUGACGAGGGCAGGGCGUGCUGCCGCACAAGCUGUGUGUGUGUGAUGCUGAGCGUGGACCAGGUGUUUGUGAUGUACGACUCCACAGACGCGCUUGAUCCGAUACGCCAUGAGCAACAGGUCGGUGAUGUCAACGGAGGCCAGCAGAAAGAGGAGAAUUCCUGUUUCACUGGGAGACACGGCUGUGACACAAACGCUGUCUGUAGACCCGAACAGGGGACACAGUUCACCUGCCAGUGUGCUGCUGGCUUCACUGGAGAUGGACGCUCCUGUUACG